AUGAUCACCUGUACACCUUCAACGGGCGAGCUCUCAGUUCAUUUGGACAUCAAUGCCAUCUUCCCAGACCGCAGCCUCCAGGGCGUCUCAAAAGUGACUGUGGAGAUCAUCGAUGUGGACGACAACCCGCCUCGGUUUGACAACCAGAAGGUGUGGAAACGACAUUUACGCGAAGCCCUUUACCGUAAAGGCAAGAAGAUUGAUCUACCCAAGGCGCAUGACAUUGACUUACUUCCUGAGCAUCGACUCAUCCGCUACACUCUUGAGCACCAUUCUCCUGCUGCUGAGGAGAUCUUUCACUUCGAAGUCAGCAGCAGUGAAACCCCAACCCUGGUCUUGCUAAAAGACCUAGAUGCUGAGACGCAGGAAUACUUCAACAUGACCCUCUUAGCCUUCAACCCCUCCAGGCGUCCACACUUUCCCAGCAUGUACAUGGGAGACAGGAGCUCUGAGCAAUUGGAGUCUCGCCUGCAAGUGGAGAUUUAUGUGGUGGACAUGAAUGACAACGAGCCUUACUUUGAGAAGUCCAUCUACAACGUAACUGUGCCUGAGGAUACUUUGCUUGGGACAACUAUCUUUCAGGUAUGCCAUUAG
Molecule: messenger RNA, 594 nt
Organism: Hydatigera taeniaeformis
Lineage: Eukaryota; Metazoa; Platyhelminthes; Cestoda; Cyclophyllidea; Taeniidae
Source: the annotation of a GenBank genome assembly